Molecule: messenger RNA, 3192 nt
Organism: Quercus robur (English oak)
Lineage: Eukaryota; Viridiplantae; Streptophyta; Magnoliopsida; Fagales; Fagaceae
Product: putative receptor-like protein kinase At3g47110
Exons: 2
Coding region: 108-1715 (535 amino acids)
Molecular function (GO): protein binding
Source: RefSeq, a predicted model, not a curated record
CAUCAACACACUGGUGUGGUGUAUCGUCAUGUCCACUGCCUAGACACAACUCAAAACCAGCACAUUGGAAAUGAAAAAGUAAGGAAGGGGGAUCUUCAUUUGCAGCAAUGAGUCUGAGACUAUUGUACUCGAUUCACUUCCAAGCCAUCCUUCUCUUGUUCAUUGUACUGCUGCAUAUAAAUUCAACUCUUGCUGUUUUUGCUGGUAGUAUUGGGAAUGAGACAGAUCGACAGGCACUGUUAGCCUUCAAGACGCAGAUAAGUCAUGAUCCUGAAAACGUUUUUAGCUCUUGGAAUGAUUCCCUCCACUUCUGCGAAUGGGAAGGUGUUACAUGCGGCCACAAGCAUAGAAGAGUCACUAUAUUAGAUCUUCAGUCCAGAGGUUUGGUGGGUUCCUUGUCUCCAUUCAUAGGAAACCUUAGUUUCAUUAGAGAAAUCGUGCUCUUCAACAACACCAUUGGUGGCGAAAUACCUGAUGAAGUUGGUCGUCUAUUCAGGUUGGAAGCAUUGUUCUUGUAUAACAACUCCUUCAAUGGGCAAAUUCCCGCAAACCUUUCCCACUGCUCCAACCUAAAGUUCCUUAGUGUAGGAAAAAAUAAUCUGUCCGGUUCAAUCCCAGUGGAGCUUACAUCUUUGUCAAAGCUGGAGUCGCUUUCUGUUCACAUGAACAAUCUUAAUGGAGAAAUCCCACCUUCCAUCGGGAACCUUAGCUCUCUACAACGUAUAUCUGCCCCCUAUAAUGUCCUGGGAGGACAUAUUCCAGAUUCCAUGGGUCAAUUAAGAAGCUUAACGUUUCUUGGACUAGGUGACAAUAAAUUCUCCGGUAUGAUUCCUCUAUCUUUAUACAAUCUUUCGUCUAUUGUGAUUUUUGCAUUGGCCAACAAUGAUCUUGGAGGAAGUCUUCCUACAGACUUAUUCCUCACCCUUCCUCAUCUCCAUUGGUUUCAGAUUUAUGGAAACCAAUUUACCGGAUCUAUUCCAGUCUCAUUAUCUAAUGCUUCAGAGUUGAAAGUCUUUUCAGCUGAAUUGAACAAUUUUACAGGAAAAGUGUCUGUCAAUUUUGGAGGAUUACAACGUUUUUUGAAACUUAAUAUUUAUGGAAAUAACUUAGGAAGUGGAGAUGCUGAUGAAAUGGAUUUCUUUCAAUCUCUAGUCAAUUGUAGCAGUUUUCAGUAUAUGGGUCUUGCAGCGAAUCAAUUCGAAGGUACAUUACCUAAAGCUUUGGGCAAUCUUUCAACACAGCUUAAAUUUUUCUCAAUUAGCCAAAAUCUUAUUUUUGGAGAAAUUCCUUCAGGAAUUUGUAAUCUGGUCAACUUGACCAACUUAUAUAUGGCUGAUAACAAAUUAACAGGUACAAUUCCCAGUGAUAUUGGUAAUCUUCAAAAAGUGCAGCGAUUAUAUCUAGGUGGGAAUAGACUUUCAGGAAGGUUACCAAUUACCCUUGGAAACCUAUCAUUGCUAAAUUAUUUGAGCAUAGAUAAUAACAAAUUGCAAGGAACUAUCCCUUCAAGUAUAGGAAAUUGCCAAAAUUUGUUGUUAAAUCUAUCAGAAAAUAAUCUCACUGGUACCAUUCCAAAGCAGCUAUUUGCAAUUUCCAUGCUAUCAAUUUCACUUAAUUUAGCUCAAAACUCUUUUGUUGGAUCAGUACCAUCAGAGGUCGGCAAUCUUGUUCAUUUAGUGGAAUUAGUGUUAUCUGAUAAUAAGCUUUCUGGUUAAAUUCCAAGCAACUUAGGCCACUGCACUAGCCUUCUGUACCUUUACAUGGAUGGCAAUUUCUUUCAAGGAGUAAUCCCAACACCCUUGAGUUCUUUGAGAGGUGUUGAAGACAUAGAUCUUUCUAGGAACAAUCUUUCAGGUCAAAUUCCAAAUUUCUUAGAGGAACUGUCCUUGAAGAAUUUGAAUUUAUCCUUCAAUGAUUUUCAGGGUGAGGUUUCAACAAAAGGAAUUUUCAAAAAUGCUAGUGCAGUAUCAUUUGUUGGCAAUAGUAGGCUUUGUGGGGGCAUAUUAGAAUUAAAUUUGCCAAGGUGCUUAACAAAGAAGAAAAGGAAGUGGUCUCUUGCACUCACAAUGGUGAUCUCAGUGGCAUGUGUGAUUGUUGGAGUAACCAUGACCAUGAUGUCAUAUUUCUUAUUUUAUUGGAACAAAAAGAGAGAAAAAGAUAACUCUUCAAAUUCUUCCUUGAGACAAUCACUUUUGAAAUUGAGUUACCAAAUGCUUCUUAAAGCUACUGAUGAGUUCUCUUCGGCAAAUUUGAUUGGAGUGGGUGUUUUGGCUCAGUGUAUAAAGGAACUCUUGGUGAGGAUAGAUCAAUUGUUGCAGUCAAGGUACUUAAUCUUCAACGCCGAGGGGCUUCUGAGAGCUUCAUCUCUGAGUGUGAAGCCUUGAAAAAUAUUCGUCACCGGAAUCUUGUGAAGAUCAUAACUUCUUGCUCAAGUAUGGAUUUUCAUGGCAAUGAUUUUAAAGCUCUAGUUUAUGAGUUCAUGCCCAAUGGAAGUUUAGAAAAUUGGUUACAUAUGGAUAUUGAAACGGAAACUGGGCAAACAGAGAGAAAUUUGAACCUUCUUCAAAGAACAAACAUCGCCGUUGAUAUUGGAUGUGCACUAAAUUACCUACAUCACCAUUGCCCAAUGACAGUUGUUCACUGUGAUUUAAAGCCAAGCAACAUUCUUUUUGAUUAUGAUAAUGACUGCUCAUGUUGGAGACUUUGGGCUUGCGAAAUUUCUUUUAGAACUCAUGAAUCCAAAACAAAGCAGCUCUAUUGGAAUAAGAGGAACAAUUGGUUACACUGCUUCAGAAUAUGGUCUAGGAAGUGUUGUGUCAACUAAAGGGGAUGUAUACAGCUAUGGAAUCGUUUUGUGAGAGAUGAUAACAGGAAAGAGACCCACAGAUAGUAUGUUUAGUGAAGGCCUUAACCUUCACAAAUAUGCUAGCAUGGCCUUGCCUAACUGUGUAAUGGAGAUUAUGGACCCAAAACUUUUAAACAAUGAUGAUGAAGUGACUGGCAAUAACAAAUGUAGCACUACAAACAGAACGGAAGAGUGUUUGAUAUCUAUGGUCAAAGUUGGAGUGGCAUGCUCUAUGAUGUUGCCACAAGAACGAUGGGACAUUAGCAAGGUUAUCUCUGAGUUGCACUUGGUCAGGAACAAUCUGCUUAGUGCUAGGAUAUAGUGCAACGUUCUUGGCUAUAUGGAAG